CGUCAUUUAACAUUCAAACAUGGUGUCAGAAGUGGGAUAACUAACCAUGCUUUCCGCAAAUUAGAGUCACCUACUCUGGUUUACAAACAAAUGCUUAUUUGUGUAAAAUUUCGCCCGGAAUUGGCCUUAGCUUAGAGUGAGUUUGGUAGUUCGCUUCAGUGUUGUUAGCACCGGUUAGACAUGGCAGCGAACAUUCCCCCUCCCGCCGUUAUGAAGCUCAGCGGGGAUUGGAGCACGAACUGGGAUACGUUUAGAGGUGAAUGGGAGGACUAUGCGCUAGCAACGGGACUUCUGGAAAAGGAAGAUGAGGUAGUGGCUGCCACUUUGAGGACUACAAUAGGAACUGAAUGCCGACACGUAUACAAACACAACCUGCACCUAACAGCAGCUCAGCAAGCUGUCUCUUCAAUGGCUUUCAACAUUGAUGAAGCAAACCCAAAAAUCUACAAGGGGGAGGAAAAGGAUUUCUUUGGAUACAAAGUCCUGCAAUUCAUAUCUGGCAAGAAGAAAGGGGUAAUGGUCAGUGCUCCAUAUCAGAAGAACGGAUCUGGUGGAAUCUGUAGAUGUGCUCUAGACAGAACAGACUGUACAGACUGUUACACUCCUCAAGAAACUGACACAAUCAAGUACAUUGGACUGUCUAUGGCUGGACAAUCUACUUCUCCUCCAACAUUCACUGCCUGCAGCCCUGGUCUGGCACACGAGUGUGAUGGGAACUCCUAUCUGAACAGUAUCUGUUAUCAGUUCAACAGCCAGCUCCAGAUCACCUCGAACUUCACACCUGCCUUCCAAGAAUGUACUAAGAAAAUAGUCGACCUCGUUUUCCUCUUUGACGGAUCAGGAAGCAUGACAACGGAGGAAUUUGAUAAGAACAAAGGUUUCAUAAACAAUAUCAUGACAACCCUAAAAAACUCCUCAAUCAAGUUUGCAGCGGUUCAGUUCUCAUCAAUAGCCAGGACAGUUUUCAACUUCAAUGACUACCAAGAGGGGAGAGCCUUGACUAAUCUUUGGAAAGAAAAGCACAUGUCUAGUCUAACCAACACACAUCAGGCGAUAGACUUUCUUUUGAAAAACAUUUUUGAAAACCAAGCCGCCGGCGCCACCGCAGAUGCAACUAAAGUACUGGUCAUAAUAACAGAUGGAGAGCCCAGUGAUACUGAUAAAAGGUUUAACUCUAUCAACAGAAGUGAUGACAAAAACAUCAUCCGUUUCGUUAUUGGGGUCAAGAAUGUCGAUUUGACGAAACUAAAGUCACUAGCAUCAGAGCCAAAAGAGAACAACACUUUCCUCAUCCAGGACUACAACGGACUAAAAGGAAUCCUAGACAACUUACAAAAAAAGAUCUUCAACAUUGAAGGUUCCAAGACUGCUCUGGCUGGAAACUUGACGAAAGAGAUGUCUCAGAGUGGGUUCAGUGCUGUCUACGUUAAUAAGGACACCUUGGUUUUGGGCUCAGUGGGAUCAAACAACUGGCGUGGAUCCCUCUUUGAGACUGAGGGUCAGAGAUCAGAGGAAAGGGAAAUUCAGGACCCCACAUUGGACAAAGACUCCUAUAUGGGAUACUCUGUAGCUGUUGGGAAGAAGAACGAGAACCUUCUAUAUUUUACCGGAGCACCAAGAUCUGAACACAUGGGACGGAUCCUACUUUUCAACAAGGUUAACAACAACUGGACUGUGGCACAAAGAUUGUCUGGAGAACAGAUGGGCUCCUACUUUGGGGCAGAGCUGUGUUCUGUGGACAUAGACUCAGACGGCAACACAGACUUCCUCCUGGUGGGUGCACCAAUGUUUCACCAACCACCGAGAGAGGGCAGGAUCUACGUCUACACACUGACUGAUAAGCAGGAACUGAGGAUGGAGAUGAAUGUUUCAGUGAUGGCACAGGGUAGAUUCGGCUCCUCCAUCUCCUCUCUCACAGACCUGAAUGGAGAUGGGCUGAAGGAUGUAGCUGUGGGCGCUCCACUUGAAGAUGAUCACAGGGGGGCUGUGUACAUCUACCUGGGUGAAAAGCUAAAGGGGAUCCGCCCUGAAUUCAGCCAGCGCAUCUCAGCUGCGAUGAUGAGAUCUAAGCUCCAGUUCUUUGGCCAGACGAUUGAUGGGAAGAUGGACCUGGGUGAGGAUGGACUGACUGACAUCGUAGUAGGAACGCGUGGCGCAGUUGUCGUCUUGAGGUCCAGACCGGUCCUCAGCAUCUCUGCUCAUCUCCACUUCCAUCCCUCGGAGAUCAGCACUGAUAACUUUGACUGUCUGGCAAAAGAGACCAUUUCCCCUGUGGUGACUUUGACAGCCUGCUUUAACAUGGCAGAGGCAACAAAGAGUAAAGCUGGGGCGCUGAGUGCAGGGAUGAACGUCUCCUACACGCUGGAUGUGGAUCCAGUGAGACAGAGGAGCCGAGCCUUUUACAAUGACACGAACAAAGGAGCCAGAAGACUUCUCUCUACUGUGGAGCUGAGAAAGGAGCGGACCUGCUUCAACCACUCAGUCUACAUGACACAAUGCGUAAUUGACACAUUAUCGCCCAUAAUCAUCCAACUUAAUUUUUCUCAAUCUCAAAGCCAACAAGAGGGUUGUACUGCCAUUCUGAAUACUGACAGUCCUACAAAGGCUGUGGUUGAGGUGCCCUUUGAAAAGAACUGCAAAGAAAAUGAAGCCUGUUUGGCAGAGCUUGAGGUGGACUUCAACUUCAUCACAUCAACUUUAUUAGUGGUGGACCAGAGUUACUUUAAUGUGACUAUAAGACUGUCCAAUCACGGGGAUGACUCCUAUAACACCAGUCUAACCCUCCUCUACCCUCCUGGCCUCUCAUUCUCCACGAUGCAUCUUCUGAAGUCUACAAGGAGAACGGUGUUCAGCUGUGGUGGUCUGGAAGGUGAAAUGGACAGAACUACAUGCAGUGUCAGCAUACCUGUCUACCGUAGUAAAACUACCGCAGUGUUCACCAGUAAAUUCCAUAUUUUGAAUACAUACAACUGGAACGACACAAUGGAAAUGACCGUCAUUGGCCUGAGCGACAAUGGAAACUCAACCAAUAGUUCCCUAACCCGGACCAUCCCUGUUCAAUUUGCAGUUGACCUGGUAGCAAAAGCCCUUCCCCAAGACUCCACCACUUACAUGAACUUUACUCUGGAGGACACAUCACCUAAAAGACUGGUGAAUGUAUAUGAGGUGCAGAACUUGGGAUUUAAGUCUGUACCAGUCACAGUCACAUUCACUUUCCCAACUAAGCUUGAGCACAGAUUUGAAAUGAAGGACUACGAAAUAUCUGUCUUACAGAACCACACUCAAUGUGGAAAGGUUAUCAAUUCAACAACAGAGUACUGCUCUCCAGAAAAAUACUGCAAGUCCAUCGAGUGUGAAAGUUUCCUUUUGGAGAAGUUUUUGACAGUUACAUUUGUGCUGUCUGGAAAUGUUUCCUUCAAGGACCUCGAUCAACAUGCAAAGAGCUUGUCAUUGCCAAAGAAAUUCACUGGGGACAGAGAAACAGUCAACUUCAUCAGUUUAGUCAAACUCAGCUAUGACAAAAAACGAUAUGCCCAGACAGCGAGUGACCCAGGGGAUAACUCUACAGGCUUCCACCAAACACAGAUUGAUGUCCAGGCUGAGAUCAUCAUUCAUCCACAAAGAGAGCUGAUACUAGGGACAGGAGUUGGAGUAGGACUCUUUCUCCUGCUCAUCGUCACAAUGGCCAUGUAUAAGAUGGGAUGCUUCCAGAGAAAAAGCCCUGAUUAUGACGAGAAUGAGGGGGAAUAGAGUGAGCAAGAUGACGCUGCUAAGGCUAACAAUGUCUAUGCUAAUGCUUUGGAGAAGCAGCCAAAGCCCGAGAGCGGAGGAGUGGAGUCAAAACCUCUCCUUGUUGACAUUCAGACAGUAAAAAAAAUGGCUUCCACACUAGCAAUGAGGGGGUAGGGGAGGG
This is a messenger RNA of Oncorhynchus nerka (sockeye salmon), 3913 nucleotides long. RefSeq names its product integrin alpha-X-like. Lineage: Eukaryota; Metazoa; Chordata; Actinopteri; Salmoniformes; Salmonidae. Gene Ontology annotation, molecular function: integrin binding. The transcript has 31 exons. Gene Ontology annotation, cellular component: integrin complex; external side of plasma membrane. Gene Ontology annotation, biological process: cell-matrix adhesion; cell-cell adhesion; cell adhesion mediated by integrin. Bases 181 to 3750 code for a protein of 1189 amino acids. The record is from RefSeq and is a predicted model, not a curated record.